Molecule: messenger RNA, 699 nt
Organism: Medicago truncatula (barrel medic)
Lineage: Eukaryota; Viridiplantae; Streptophyta; Magnoliopsida; Fabales; Fabaceae
Product: protein translation factor SUI1 homolog
Exons: 2
Coding region: 229-561 (110 amino acids)
Biological process (GO): translational initiation
Molecular function (GO): translation initiation factor activity
Source: RefSeq, a predicted model, not a curated record
UAUUUAGCAUCGAUAUUUUAUUAGGAUAUCCCCUCAAAAAAUAUUAUUAUUAGGAUAUAGUAGUAAUAUCUAACAUUGCCUAAAUUACUUGUUCAUAUUGCCUCACUCCCUAUAUAUACCCACCACAACAUUCCCAAUCUCUUCAACUCUCCUCUAUUUGUCUUCUAGCUUUUCUAUCUCUAUCUGCAGACUUCAGUUUCUUAAGAGCUAAUCACAAAGAAAGUGUACAUGGUUGAUAUUCAGAUCCCAAGCACAUUUGAUCCAUUUGCUGAGGCUAAAGAAUCAGAUGCACCAGGUGCAAAAGAGUAUGUGCAUAUUAGGAUACAACAAAGGAAUGGAAAAAAGAGCCUAACAACAGUGCAAGGACUGAAGAAAGAGUUCAGCUAUGAGAAGAUCCUUAAAGAUCUCAAGAAAGAGUUUUGUUGCAAUGGAAAUGUUGUGAAUUGCAAGGAUCUUGGCAAGAUUAUCCAACUUCAAGGUGAUCAACGCAAGAAUGUUUCUCACUUCCUCAUUCAUGCUGGUCUUGUUAGAAAGGACAACAUCAAGAUUCAUGGUUUUUAAUCAAGAUUUAUUCAUGUUUGUGAUUUCUAUAUGCAUGCUUGUAAUAAUAAAAGUUGCUCAAGUUUGAUUUAAGACGAGAGUGAUAUUUAUUAAAUAAGUAAACAAAGAUUUGGAUUAAUUGGAAUAUUUUUAUUUAUA